Messenger RNA from Physella acuta, 1967 nucleotides. RefSeq lists its product as uncharacterized. NCBI's taxonomy places the organism in Eukaryota, Metazoa, Mollusca, Gastropoda, Physidae. The record is from RefSeq and is a predicted model, not a curated record.
GAAUCGUAACAUUACCUUGUUAUCAUUAACUGAUACUGUUAGAUCGUCACUGCUGUCCGACUGAAUAGGAACGAGCUUUUACCUGGCUGUUUGCAACAUGGCAUCCAUUGUUUUACUGGGUCUGUUCUUUGUCUUACAAGCACAACUGACAGCAGGUGUAGUUCACCUGUCUGCUAACCCUGUGGUGAUCGAUCUUGGUCUGACGUCACUCACAGUUAGGUGUGACGUCAACCAGAGCAACCAGCAGAACAUGUCAACAGUUUUGUCCAUCAUCUUAUCGCGCUCUGCCAACAGUUCCAGCCCCUACACAGACCUGGCCUCAGUGAUCACCUUUACAGGUGAACGAGUCAAUGUCCUGGCAUCUGAACGUCUUACAGCCAACGGCUCCAUUCAAGCUACAGGUAACUCUUUUCUAGAACUACACUGGGAGUAUCCCACAGAGGAGCAGGCUGGACACUACGUGUGCGCAUGUCAGGGUCUGGAUAUUGUUGGACAUAAUGUUAACUUAAAUGACUACCUUCAGGUGACAACCAGACGACCAGAUAGUGACCAGCUGUUGGAAAAGAUACAACAACUGGAUGUAGACUUGAACUUGGCUAAAAAUGACAUCAGAGAUCUAAACAGUCUGAUGACCGUCUUCUUUAAAAACAUGUCUGAUUUGGAGUCGAUCAGCGAGAGAACACAGGCAAAUGUUCAAACAAUAGAGCGCUAUAAUAUUGCAAUGGAAAGUUACAGGAAGAACUGGCUAUUUAGUCAAAGUGUCCGCGACAGAAAUACAACAUAUUCUGUAUCUAGAAACGGCUACCAGAACGUGGACUUUGGUGAGAUUUUAUGUCAGAUGUACGGUGGUUACCUGGUUGAAAUAGACGACGCCAGGGAAUAUGGCGUGGUGCAGGGCCUAUUAAACAACACGAAAUAUGUAUUAAAACAAAUCUACACAGGGAUUUACAAAGAAAGUCCAACAGGAACAUUUAAAUUUAGGCACAGCCAGAAACGACCACAGUUUUUUAAUUGGUCUACAGGUCAGCCGCAGGAUCAUACUGGGGAGAACUGUGUUUUUCUAAAUCCUACAAAUAAUUACACUAUGUACAUUACAGGCUGCAGUACUACUAAUGGCGCAGCUAGUAUUCAAGCUAUUUGUGAAUUCCCCGACUCCUCAAAUUAGAAUAACGAUAGAAAAGGUCAGCAGUCAGCAGUGUAACCAGUCAGGACUAACAUCUCAUCUUGUCUUUGUAGCAGAUCCGUUUAGCGUUACAGCUAACUGUGCGUUAGUCCUACAUAUCGUUUACUUAUUCUAGAAUCAAUUAUUAAAAAAAAAAGAAAGCUACAAGAGAGUAUGUUUGAUUUUAGCUUACAAAACGUAUGUUUUACUUUAACGUACUUUAUUGUUACUUUAUACUAGAUAUAUAAAUAACAUGUUUAAACUAUAUAAACUUUUAGUAAUUGUUUACUUUCUCGGAUACGAAUAAUAGAGGAAGUAUUGCAAUCGUACGAAAAAAACCACUGUUUUACAAUUGUGUCAGUAUGUGUGUGUGUGCGUUUGUGAGUAUGUGUGGAUGUGAACACGAUAACUUGAGUACCAUUACAGCUAGGUUGAUUUAAAUUUCAUAUACAAGUAUUAUAUCAAAUUUGUAGUUCUGUGUUUCCUUCUCAGCAAUUACCGGUAACCGGAAGUGGAACCUAUUAUAUUUGGUGGUUUUCAAAAGCCUAUACCUUGUGUACUGUUUCAGAUAAAUAGACGAAAGUAAAAGAUCUAAACUCUGCCUUCUGUCAAAGUUUGAGCAUUUCCGUUGAGAGGAAGUAGUACUUUUCCGAUUUUUCAAAAAAACGUAUAUGAAUUUAUAAAGUACUAAUAUUACGCACUAUUAUACACAAAUUGUUUGCUGUUCACUUAGUGCGGAAUUCUUUUUCUACGAGAUUCUAUUCUAUUUUUAAAAGUUUAAAUAAUUAAAAAUGUAUUUAAAAUU